Musa acuminata AAA Group (dessert banana) is the source of this 964-nucleotide messenger RNA. RefSeq names its product small ribosomal subunit protein eS10z-like. The transcript has 6 exons. Gene Ontology annotation, cellular component: cytosolic small ribosomal subunit. Gene Ontology annotation, molecular function: RNA binding; structural constituent of ribosome. Bases 79 to 630 code for a protein of 183 amino acids. The record is from RefSeq and is a predicted model, not a curated record. Lineage: Eukaryota; Viridiplantae; Streptophyta; Magnoliopsida; Zingiberales; Musaceae.
AAAGGUUAGGGUUUCGUCGUCUGUUAUGCUCCCGCGCUCCAAAUCCCCUGCGGCAGAUCUCUUUUUCCCCGUACCACUAUGAUCAUCCCCCAGAAGAAUCGCCAUGAGAUCUGCAAGUACCUCUUCCAAGAGGGGGUGCUGUUCGCGAAGAAGGACUACAACCUCGCCAAGCACCCGGAGAUCGAGGUGCCGAACCUGCAGGUGAUAAAGCUGAUGCAGAGCUUCAAGUCGAGAGAGUACGUGAGGGAAACCUUCGCGUGGCAGCACUACUAUUGGUACCUAACCAACGAUGGGAUUGAGUACCUCCGCACCUACCUCAACCUCCCGUCCGAGAUCGUCCCCGCGACUCUGAAGAAGUCCUCCAGGCCGCCGCCCCGACCCUUUGGUUCUGGCCCUCCUGGUGAUCGCCCAAGGGGUCCACCUCGCUUUGAAGGUGACCGGCCGAGGUUUGGCGAUAGGGAUGGGUACCGCGGAGGCCCUCGAGGAGGCCCUCCAGGUGAUUUCAGUGGUGACAAGGGUGGCGCUCCUCCUGAGUUUCAGCCAUCAUUCAGGGGUACUGAAGGUAGGGCUGGCUUUGGCCGUGGUCGUGGUGGUUAUGGAGCAGGUGCAACAUCGUCAAUGGACAUGUAGGUUACCUGAAGCAGCAAUCUUGCUGUGAGCUAUACUCUGCAACUCUUUUGCAUGGGUGACGAGGAAUUCGUUAUCGUUUAGUAUCUCAGAAACUACCUUACAUUGUUAAUCUGAUAAUAAAGUUGACACGAAUUUAAUAUUGGAAACACGUCUCAAGAUGUCUUACCAGCAAAUUUGCUCUCUCUUUCAAUUUUUGAUGUUGUAAUAGGUUUACGAAGCAUAGACAUUGGUCACCGCCACUGAAAGUGGCCAGUUAUGAUCGAGGGCGUGAUGUUUACACUUGUAAGCUAAGCUAAUUGGUGCAAUGGCUUUGUCUUUACAGUGAGUUCAUCUA